AUGCAUACUGCCUUCCCCUUCCUCCUCUUUGCAGCCGCGUCUGCUUCGUACAGCGGCGUCGCGACGUUCAACGACUACGCCGCGCAAACCAACACCGUAUGUGGCCCCAAGGUCGGUGUCAGCGGGACCUUCGGCGCCGCCGCCGGCGAUCUCUCUCCGGAUAUCUGGUCUGGCGAUAAAUGCUCUGGAUCGAUUGACUACUCUCUAUGUGACGGCGAAAACCCCGUGUCCGGCUACGAAGGCCCAUCCUGCCCAACAACGACCUGCGGCCAAUGCUGGCAGGUGUGCAAUACCGGGGGCUAUGGCGGCGCCACGGUGGGCGGUGUUGGGAAUUGCAUUAUCGUGGACAUCAUCGAUGCAUGCCCCUCCGAGUCCGCGUUCAACUUCUGCAAGACCGAGGUGCCUGCGGACGAACGUUGUGGCAGUAGCAGCACCAACUCGCUCGAUAUUGAUCAGAGUGCGUAUCAGGCGUUGACGGGGACGGCGUGGUCGAGUAGUAGCCCGAACCUGUUGAUUAGUAUUAACUCUGCCAGCUGCUGA
Talaromyces proteolyticus is the source of this 540-nucleotide messenger RNA. RefSeq lists its product as uncharacterized. NCBI's taxonomy places the organism in Eukaryota, Fungi, Ascomycota, Eurotiomycetes, Eurotiales, Trichocomaceae. The coding region runs from base 1 to 540 and encodes 179 amino acids. The record is from RefSeq and is a predicted model, not a curated record. The transcript is spliced from 4 exons.